AUGAACAACAAGCUCCACGUUUGGCUUGAGGAGAAACCGCAUUCGGUGGAGGGCCAUACUGCGAAAUGCACCCUCUAUUUCAAAGAUAGGCAGGUCUGGGGACCUGUCCAUUGUCACGGCAAUACCGAACAGCUCAGGGAUGCAAUUCAGAAAGCAGAUGACCGCUUCGCCCUUACGGUUGAACCGAGGUCCAAAUCGGUCGAAGGUCAUAUACGCUAUAUCAGCGUCAAGUCUCAUGGGAACGUUCUUCUGGAUAAGUUAUCUACUCAUGACAACAUGGAGGGGCUGGUUACGGUCAUUGAAGCUCUUCUAAAUGUUCUAGGUUAG
Annulohypoxylon truncatum is the source of this 327-nucleotide messenger RNA. RefSeq lists its product as uncharacterized. The coding region runs from base 1 to 327 and encodes 108 amino acids. The record is from RefSeq and is a predicted model, not a curated record. Lineage: Eukaryota; Fungi; Ascomycota; Sordariomycetes; Xylariales; Hypoxylaceae. The transcript has a single exon.